Messenger RNA from Lipotes vexillifer (Yangtze River dolphin), 1174 nucleotides. RefSeq names its product somatomedin B and thrombospondin type 1 domain containing (gene SBSPON). NCBI's taxonomy places the organism in Eukaryota, Metazoa, Chordata, Mammalia, Artiodactyla, Lipotidae. The transcript has 5 exons. The record is from RefSeq and is a predicted model, not a curated record. Bases 48 to 842 code for a protein of 264 amino acids.
CUCCGAGAAGCCCAGCGCUCUCCCCGAAGGUGUGCGGAGCGCGUGCCAUGAGGACCCUGUGGAUGGCGCUGUGCGCGCUGGCGCGGCUGUGGCCCAACGCCCUGGCAGGUUGCUCCGACGCGGGGCGCUGCUGCCCCGGCCGGGACCUCGCCUGCUUCUCCCACGGCUGGAGGCAGGACCGGGUCUACGGGACGUGCUUCUGCGACCAAGCCUGCCGCCUCACCGGGGACUGCUGCUUCGACUACGCCAGGGCGUGCCCAGCUCGCCCGUGCAUCGUGGGGGAGUGGAGCCCCUGGAGCGGCUGUGCGGACCAGUGCAGGCCCACGGCCCGCGUGCGGAGGCGCGCGGUACGGCAGGAGCCCCGGAAUGGCGGCGAGCCCUGCCCGGCCCUGGAGGAGAGAGCCGGCUGCUUGGAGUACGCGACGCACCAGGGCCAGGACUGCGGGCACGCCUUCGUCCCUGCCUUUAUAACUACCUCUGCGUUCAACAAGCAGCGAACAAGACAAGCGGCCUCCCCACAGUGGUCCACAGACACAGAGGAUGCUGGAUACUGUAUGGAGUUCAAGACAGAGUCAUUGACUCACCACUGCGCCAUGGAAAACCGGCCCCUGACCCGAUGGAUGCAGUAUCUCCGAGAGGGCUACACGGUGUGUGUGGAUUGUCAGCCUCCAGCUAUGAACUCUGCGAGCCUUCGAUGUUCUGGAGACGGCCUGGACUCUGACGGAAAUCAGACCCUCCACUGGCAAGCAAUUGGCAAUCCUCGAUGUCAAGGAACUUGGAAAAAAGUUCGGCGAGUAGAACAAUGUUCCUGUCCAGCUGUUCACAGUUUUAUUUUUAUAUAGAUCAUGAUAUAAGUAUUUCAAAAUGUGUUUGUAAACAUGCUAAAUACUAGCAAGCCAUGUUCAGCGCUUCAUAAUUCUUUAAAAACCCUUUGGCCAAAAUUCCUGAAUAUAUGUCAUUGCCACACUCUGAAGUAGAGAAGGGACAUUUGGGGCCCAGUUCUCAAGAAACACAGUGCCUUUAUUUUCAUUUUUACUAAGUUGAGGACCCACCCUAAAGUCUCCUGUGGUUUUCUGUCCUCGAUCUGUCACCUGGAGUCUCCUCAUUCAAUAGGUGGCCCAUUGGACACAGUGUUCAUCUGUUUGCACUAAACUUACUACAUUUUAAUGGUCCA